AUGAAUCAAAUCUUUUCACACUAUGUUUUUGUCCAUGAUGGAAAGAGCAUUAGAGACAUUUUGAAAACAGUGAAGAAUUGCAUCUCUUUAAAGCUGGUCAAGGAUCAUCCAAACUCGUACGGAAUGACUCUUUGCUGUCUUUUAGCUCUGUUAAGACUUCUGACCUCUCCCUAUGAACAUCAACAAGAAUUUGAAAAAGACCAUGAAGAGCCACUAUUUACUGAAAACGAUUAUGAGAAGUGUGAAUCAUUUGCUGAGCAUGGUCGACAACGAGAAGAGUACUUGAAAUUAAGUAGGAUGGUCACAAAAGAAGAAGAGCCCCCCACACCCAAUAAGAAGAGAAAAAGUGUGUCAUCCACCACACAGAAAUCUGCAUCCAAAAAGAAGAAGAAGACAUCCACAUCACCCGUUGCUUCUGCUGAUGUUGGUGUUGCUUCUUCUGUUGAGGGGUCUUCAUUGGACUCUACUGUUUUAAGGAAUGAAAGCUCAGGGCAUUCCAUCCAGAACAAUAACAAGAACAACAAUAUCAUGGACACCAAUAAUGAGGACAGUACUGCAUUGAAAUCUCUACCCUCAUAG
Messenger RNA from Naegleria fowleri, 579 nucleotides. RefSeq lists its product as uncharacterized. The record is from RefSeq and is a predicted model, not a curated record. Bases 1 to 579 code for a protein of 192 amino acids. Lineage: Eukaryota; Heterolobosea; Eutetramitea; Acrasida; Naegleriidae. The transcript has a single exon.